This is a messenger RNA of Drosophila bipectinata, 1632 nucleotides long. RefSeq names its product venom serine carboxypeptidase. Lineage: Eukaryota; Metazoa; Arthropoda; Insecta; Diptera; Drosophilidae. Gene Ontology annotation, molecular function: serine-type carboxypeptidase activity. Gene Ontology annotation, biological process: proteolysis. The record is from RefSeq and is a predicted model, not a curated record.
AAUACUUGAUUUUAUAAAUCAGAUCCAUAAUAUUUUUGCCGGCUCUGCGAAAUAAAGGAAGGAAAGCAAAGUGCAAGUACUGAUUAUACAGCCUUAUCGAACGAUUGUUUGAGGAGCGCAGCCGAACAACGAACAAUGAAAACCGCAACUCAUUGCGCAUUUCUAAUUAUCGCGGUGAUAGCCGCGGUAUCUGGUGCGGAGGAACGCCCCUACAGACGGAGCUUCAUCAACCCAUAUCCGAGAUAUGCAUUCUUUGACGACGGAGUCGAUCCUGGGGAGCCUUUGUUCCUAACUCCAUUGAUCAACAAUGCCUCAAUGUCCAACGAAAAGGUUAAGCAGCUGGCUCGGGUCGAGGCAUCGCAGUUUCAUGGCGUGGAGAGCUACUCCGGUUACUUGACGGUGGAUCCCAACUUUAACUCCAACAUGUUCUUUUGGUAUUUCCCCGCCGAGCAGGACCCAGACUUUGCUCCUGUUGUUUUGUGGCUGCAGGGUGGUCCUGGUGCCUCGUCCUUGUUUGGUUUGUUUACCGAAAACGGCCCUAUUCAACUAGAUGCUCAUGGGAAGCCCCAGAAACGUGACAUCACAUGGAGCAAGACCCACAAUCUGAUAUACAUUGACAAUCCCGUGGGCACUGGUUUCAGCUUUACCGAAAAAGACGAGGGCUAUGCCAAGAAUGAAAAGGAUGUGGGCCGCAAUCUUCAUGAGGCUGUAAUGCAGCUGUACGAGCUGUUUGAGUGGAGUAACUCUUCGGGUUUCUGGGUUACAGGAGAAUCCUACGCGGGCAAAUAUGUUCCCGCUCUGGCCUAUCAUAUCCACAAAGUUCAGAAUGCCAUAGAAACGCGCGUGUAUAUUCCUCUCAAGGGCGUAGCCAUUGGAAAUGGCCUCUCGGAUCCACUGCACCAGCUCAAGUACGGUGACUAUCUGUAUCAGUUGGGUCUGAUUGAUGAGCACGGGCUGCAGAGCUUCCACGAAGCGGAGGCUAAAGGAGCAGCUUGUAUCGAGAAUCGGGAUAUGGAAUGCGCCUUUGACGUGUUUGACUCGCUAAUCAACGGAGACCUCACAAACGGCUCCUUGUUCAGCAAUCUCACGGGCUACAACUGGUACUACAACUAUCUGAAGACCCAUGACGAUGACGGCGCCAAUCUGGGAAAUUUCCUUCAGGCUGGUGCCACACGACGGGCGAUUCAUGUGGGUAACAAGCCGUUCCACGACCUGGACAAGGAGAACAAGGUGGAGCUGCAUCUGAAAAAGGAUGUGAUGGACAGUGUGGCGCCUUGGAUAGCUGAACUACUUUCAUACUACACUGUGUGCAUUUAUAGCGGCCAGUUGGACAUCAUUGUGGCUUAUCCACUGACCAGGAACUACCUUAAUCAUCUGAAGUUCGAGGGCUCCGACAAAUACAAGGUGGCUCCUCGCGAGAUCUGGAGGGUUGAUGGCGAGGUGGCUGGGUAUGCUAAGCAUGCCGGCCACCUUGUGGAGAUCAUGGUCCGAAAUGCAGGCCAUAUGGCUCCCCACGAUCAACCGAAGUGGCUUUACUGGAUGAUCGACCAUCUCACCCACUACAAGCACUAAGAUUCUUGUUCUUAAUGUAGUCUUAACAAUUGGCCUUGUUUUUGGAGUUACUUUGUAAAA